UGAGAGAGGAACGUUUGAUGCAUCGCCCCUCCCGCGCGCUGUUCAACCUUGCCCUUUCGCUCGCAUCCGCGGGCAAACAGCUCAUUUGCGAGCGCCAUAGUCAGCGUCAUGGGUACAGCGGCUGAAGCUGACACUGCGGAAUUGUGUCCGGAGGCCCAGCGGCCUCGCCGCUUCCCGGCCAAGUACGUUUGCAUCGCCGGCUCUCUGGUAGCGCUCGUGCUACUCGCGUUAGCCCUAUCUUAUCCGAUCAGCAGCCUGUUCGGCGGCAAGCGACUGGACGACGCUUACAAGAACGCAAGUGUCGAUGAGAACGAGAUCGACGACAGUGCUCCCGAUGGCUACCGACCGACGCGAGACGGAUUCAAGCCGGACGUCUCGGAAAACGAAAAAGAGCCGCCGCUUUCUUCAACGCCUGCGUCGACUACGGAGUCAACCACCACCACCACAACUACGCCGUCAACGACAACCACAACGCAGUCUACGACGACCAGCACGACCACGAUGACCCCGGAGACCACGACGGAACAGCCCUCGACGGAGCGAGCUACCAGGAGGCACCGGAGGUCUCAUCGCGACGUGCCCGAGACUACGACGGCGGUAUCGCCGACGAAUCGAACGUCGAGAAUCCGGCCGUGGCUCAACCGCACCAGAGGUCCCGCCGUACCCGGCUACGUUUCGUACGAGAUCUCCAUGAAGAAGGUCAGCGUCCAGGUGGUCUACGAGUGCCUCUGCCCGCACAGCCGCCGCUUCAUCGUCUCCCAGCUGCUGCCCGUGUACGAGUUGCUGCGGGAGUACAUGCACCUCACGCUUUUGCCCUUCGGCCGAGCCCGCGUCGAGAACGGUAGCGGAAGCAGCGGCGGUGACGAUGCCGGUAGCAACAACACCGCCGCCGUCAACAACGGCAACAGCACCGAUGGCUCUGACGGUACGGAUAACACGAGAAGCAGCAUCUCUACCGAGAGCCCCGACAGCACCCAGGGCAGCACAGACAGCAGCGCCAGCGCAAACACCACCGACGCCGACAGCGACGGCAGGGGCAACAGCAGCGAGCACAACUCCACGUCCAGCCCCACCAUCAGGUGCACCCGCGGCAGCAAGGAGUGCCACGCCAACAUGGUCCAGACGUGCGUCAUGAGACAUGUCGAGGAGACCCUGACCGCGGUGAGGAUCAUCGCCUGCAUGUCCCGGCACCCCGACCCGCACCGCGUCGGCCGGCGCUGCGUCGAGCAGCACGGAGUGGAGUGGCACCUGGUGGACCAGUGCGUCACCGCGGAAGGCAAGUUGCUCAUGCUGGACAUGGGCAAGAAGACGUGGCUCAUCACGGCCAGCGUGAACAGCACGCCUCUGGUGCGGAUCCAGGGCGAGAUGAGCCAUAUCAUCCAGGUCGAGGCGCAGACCAACCUGCUGGGACUGAUGUGCGACCGCCUGCACAACCGUCACGAGGCGUGUCGCGGCCGUGCGAACGGUACGACUACCGCGCAGGAGGGGCUGGUCGGAGACGACGCCUCGACCACUGCCACUCCGCCGCGUACCACGACUCUGACCCCGUCGACGGGCUGCUGAACUGGGCGCCGCCGCUGUCGUCAGGACAGUCUUUAAGUGCAUUUUUCUUGUUAGCUUAAAACAGGCUUUCUGCGCCGUUUCGGCCAACUUGCUUAUAGUCGUUAUGCCAGCUGGUUUCGAUCUGUUUCUCUAGUUUUUAGUUUUCUAUUGUGUACAUGCAUUUCUCUUGUAAUUCUACCGUUUCUUUCUCUUUAAUAUUAGGCAGAUGGGAGAUGGACCUCUAUGGCCUCUCGUGAUGGCAGUUGCCCUGCUUGUCAUCCGUACUGUCUCGCUUUUCAAAAUAUUUUGCACUAUAUAUUUAAUCUUGUUAUCCAUGUUGCACAUUGAUGGUUUUAGUGGCCGCUGAAAGCGGCUGGAAGCUUAAUCUUGAUUCUGCAGCACGCCUUUUUUCCCCCAUCAGAAAACUGUGGCGGCGUCACCGCUCUUAAAGUUCAGUCAUUCCACAAUGUACACUGUGACAGAAAGUAGCGAUGUGUUGCAGGCAUGCAGUGUCCACGUCGCGCGGCCGUGCAACUUAACACUUCUUCAGUCAUGGCACUUGCGAAGCUACGUAAUGAAACCCAGCCCACUUCCGGGACUAUUCCGGAAGCUAGCGGACCGACGCGCCAUUCAUUACCGACAAAGCGAAACACUGCUUCUAUUUUCAGUCCUUGUUAAAACAUGCGCGAAAUGUCAACACCGGCUGGCUCACAUCAUUAUAAUUGCAACGACUUGUUGUUGCACAUAAAUAUAACUACAGCGACUAUUUUCUGUUCUUAUCUAAUUGGGAGGCGGACGGGUGAAAGAAGGGGUGGGUAUGUAAAGGCAUCAGCAGCAACAGUCAGCGUACAGCUGAUUUCUUUCCCCUUUUUAUUUACGUACUGCGAGAACAGUGACGUAACACAAAAAGGGUUCUAAGGCGUUGUGGUUGAAGAAAGCGUCUCAAGAUGCCGAUGCCAGCGCUGCUGUCCAUCUCUCCGGUGCUCCGAUAUUCUAGAAACUGUAAUAGGUUGUGCUUGAAAACAUGGCUGCCAUGACGUGUUUCCAGCUCCUGCAAUCGCUUCCGGUGCCUUCAUUAUAACAAAAGCAUGACCUCGGAGAUUGGCCUUCGUUUCUUCGAUGGAGCCAUCUCUGAUCAAUCAAUCAAUCAAUCAAUCAAUCAAUCAAUCAAUCAAUCAAUCAAUCAAUCAAUCAAUCAAUCAAUCAAUCAAUCGUUUUUUUAUACAACGAACAGAAAAAAAUACAUCGCUAAACUUGCAGAACGAAAUCCCCGAGUACAAGGCUGCAUUAUCUCCUGUCACGAAGUUAUAUAAACAAUAAAUGUGGAGUGCAAUUCGAGCUUCCGGGAGCUAAAACUCUUACAGGGCUCGGAAGCCUGUCCGUAAACUUGUGUUACAAAUUGCGGAAAGCUUUAGCCUUCGCUUUCUUUUAUUUAUGUCUUUCUUUAUAGAUCCACGUCUGACGCGACAAUCGGUACUACUCCCUUCUUUUGACAAACAAUCGUGCCAUAUUUUGAUGUAUAUGGGAACUAAAAAGAGCCCGGAAAUCCUGCCAAGUCCUGGGCUACACUGAAUGGACGACCGCUGGCUAGUCUGCAUCGAUCUUACCUUAGGUUCCAGACGAAAAAAAAAAAAAAAGAAAUGACGAGAAAGGCUUGAGAGAAAUUCUGCAUAACCAUGGCAACGCACUGAUUUCAGAAUGUCAAAAUGUUAGUGUACGUACUUUGGGCGCAUGUUAAAAAAAGAAAAAAAAACUUGGUCAAAAUAGCCUUGUGCAGCUUUGUAACGUUAAACACCAUAACUUAUAUAAAAACCCGCCGUGGUUGCUGACUGGUUAUGGUGUUGGGCUGCUAAGCACGAGAUCGCGGGAUCGAAUUCCGGCCACGGCGGCCGCAUUUAGAUGGGGGCGAUAUGCGAAAACACCCGUGUACUUGAAGUUAGCUUCACGUCAAAGAACCCCAGGUGGUACGGAUUUCCAGAGUCCCCCACUACGGUGUGCCUUAUGAUCAUAUCGUGGUUUUGGCACGUAAAACCCCAUAAUAUAAUUUUAACUUAUAAAAGAUAUUUCGUGUGAUUUCCGUAUAGCACGCCCGUGAUGCCUAUGUAUUUAUGCUACAAUAGCAAGUGGCAUUUGACUGUGGAUAUACCUACACUGCGGAAUUAAAGGUGCAUGCUGUUAUUCUGCGCACGGGGGUGGGGCCGGGGACGACAACGUCUAGUCAAGCAGCUGGCCAGAGUGCACAAAUGUACAAACGAAACCGUUGUUUUGAGAAAGGAAAAUAAAUUUGGUUUGGAAUUGGC
This is a messenger RNA of Dermacentor andersoni, 3842 nucleotides long. RefSeq lists its product as uncharacterized. The record is from RefSeq and is a predicted model, not a curated record. NCBI's taxonomy places the organism in Eukaryota, Metazoa, Arthropoda, Arachnida, Ixodida, Ixodidae. Gene Ontology annotation, molecular function: oxidoreductase activity, acting on a sulfur group of donors, disulfide as acceptor.